This is a messenger RNA of Gekko japonicus, 1504 nucleotides long. RefSeq names its product sirtuin 7 (gene SIRT7). Gene Ontology annotation, molecular function: NAD+ binding. Lineage: Eukaryota; Metazoa; Chordata; Lepidosauria; Squamata; Gekkonidae. The coding region runs from base 22 to 1230 and encodes 402 amino acids. The transcript has 10 exons. The record is from RefSeq and is a predicted model, not a curated record.
UACGCGGAAGCGACGGAGGCGAUGGCGGCUGGUAGGAGUUUGAGUCGCUCGGAGCGGAAAGCGGCGGCGCGCGCCGAGCUCCUCCGCCAAGAAGAGCAGCGAGAGCGACGUCGGCAGGUGUCCCGGAUCCUGUACAAGCCGAUGGCUGAGCGGAGCCCCGACGAGGCCUUGCUUUUGUCUGGAUGUCAGGAGAUCGUGCGCGACCUGGAGCGGCUUCGAAAGAAGCGCGAGAGGCUGCGGUGCCGGCUGGAGGAGGUUUGUGAUGAACCUGAAGAGUUGAAGAAAAAAGUGAGCAAGCUCUCUUUGGCUGUGCGGGGCGCUAAACACCUUAUCAUCUAUACAGGAGCUGGCAUCAGUACGGCAGCUUCAAUCCCUGACUACCGAGGCCCAAAUGGGGUGUGGACAAUGUUGCAGAAGGGUAGGAGUAUCAGAGCUACAGAUCUGAGUGAGGCAGAGCCCACGCUCACGCAUAUGAGCAUUGCCUGCUUGCACAAGCACAAACUGGUGCAUCAUGUGGUGUCACAGAAUUGUGAUGGGCUCCACCUGCGUAGUGGCCUGCCUCAGGAAGCCCUUUCUGAGCUGCAUGGAAACAUGUACAUAGAGGUCUGCACAUCCUGCAUACCCAAUCGUGAAUAUGUGCGAGUCUUUGAUGUGACGGAACGUACAGCCCUGCACAGGCACCAUACUGGCAGGAUGUGUCACAAGUGUGGGGCACAGUUGAGAGAUACCAUUGUACACUUUGGGGAGAAAGGCAUCUUGCAGCAGCCCUUGAACUGGGAGGCAGCAAUAGAGGCUGCAAGCAAAGCAGAUGUGAUCCUUUGCUUGGGAUCCAGCUUAAAGGUGUUGAAAAAAUAUCCACACUUAUGGUGCAUGAGCAAGCCACCCAGACGCCGCCCUAAGCUUUACAUUGUAAAUCUUCAGUGGACACCAAAGGAUGAUCUAGCAGCCCUGAAGCUUCAUGGGAAAUGUGAUGACGUGAUGAAGCUUUUGAUGGACGAGCUGGGACUUCCCAUCCCUUGCUAUGACAGAACAAAGGAUCCGAUCUUCUCUUUGGCUACUCCAUUGCGACCUGAAGAAAGCAGCAGCCAUAGCCGGAAACCUGUGGCCCCACCAGCAAGUCUUCAUGAGGUGCAGCUAGGGGAGCAGCAGCAGGUGCCUGCAGCUCCCUUCUCUGGUGGCUGGUUUGGCAGGGGCUGUGCAAAAGGCACAAAGAGAAAAAAAGCCUCUUGAUUAUGGCCCUGCCCAAAGAGGACACUAGACUUUUUAACCUUGGGGUCCAACUGAAGUUACUAACGUCAGGACAAAAAAAUGUCCUCUGCACUCAAUAUGAUCAGGAUUGCUGGGUUAACUGGAAAAGCAGCUGCUAUUUUCAUAUAUGUUUUAUAUAAUUUUCUCACUUUAUGAACAUGAUGUAGGUGAAAGCCUACCUUGGUUCCUACUGUGUAAGAGGAAGCUGGCGUUUGAUACUCAGGGCUGCCAAUUCUUAAAUUACAAUAAAACAAUA